UGCUAAUCACUGUGCCUCCGCCUGCUGCUAUAAAGCCUGAACAGCCGCUCUGGUCCAGUCAGAUUCAGCUGAACAGACGGCAGGACAAUCACAUCACUGUUUGACUCGGAGUGUGUCGAUCCUACAUCUGCGCCAGCAAAGUAUGAAACACAGACGUCUGCUGCUCUCACUGCCUCACCUACCCACCAUCACUGAGACUCUUGAGGACUUGCCUGCUCACCCUUCACCCUCCCAGAGCUCCCAGUCUCUGGAAGACUACAUGACCAGCAUCCAGGCCCUGGCCUGCCCAGUGGAAGCCCCAAGCUGUGGCCCUGUCAGGCUCCAGAGGUCUCCCAGGCUGAGGAACCUCUCCAAGGGUCAGAUGAAGCUCUCUGUGCCGAGCUCUCUCCCUCGCGGGUCGCCUCGCACGCUCAGGACUUCAAAACUUUACAGUUUGAGUCUGAACAGCUCGGAGGAUUUAUCUGCCAGGAUGAGCAGGGAAAAAGACUGCAGGGGGAAAGACCCUGUGGACUGGCUGUUUGGACAGAUAAGGACUUAAAGGGGAGGCCAGAUGGGACCAUGGUGGACUUUUCACUUAUAAUAAUACACAGCUGGAAAUGAAGAAGACGAGGUUUGAUGGGACUCUGUGAUGGGUCACGAGAAGAGUGGAGAUUUAUUUAUGUUUUGUUGUUGUUUGCACUGAGGACUCAGGUCCACAUGUUUACAUAAGUUUAUAUUUUGUAAUGUAAAUUAUGUACUUUUUAAUAAAACUCUCAAAAUCA
This is a messenger RNA of Cheilinus undulatus (humphead wrasse), 761 nucleotides long. Its product is annotated as protein DEPP-like. Lineage: Eukaryota; Metazoa; Chordata; Actinopteri; Labriformes; Labridae. Gene Ontology annotation, cellular component: mitochondrion. Bases 143 to 538 code for a protein of 131 amino acids. The transcript is spliced from 2 exons. The record is from RefSeq and is a predicted model, not a curated record. Gene Ontology annotation, biological process: regulation of autophagy.